Messenger RNA from Lineus longissimus, 3020 nucleotides. RefSeq lists its product as uncharacterized. The transcript is spliced from 3 exons. Bases 1195 to 2187 code for a protein of 330 amino acids. Lineage: Eukaryota; Metazoa; Nemertea; Pilidiophora; Heteronemertea; Lineidae. The record is from RefSeq and is a predicted model, not a curated record.
AUGGGCAGUUUGUGUACAAAGUGACAUAGCAUGAUUCUUAUUUCUUAGACGAAAACUUGUAUCUUUUCAUUGGAGAUAAUUAGAAGGUGACCAAUGUCCUCAGCCGGGGACACCGAGGACAGCCUGUCUCGAGAUUGUAGGCUGUCAAAUUAAAUCGUAGCAUCUUUCGAGUGAUUUCAUUGAAUACUUUGGAACACGUGGUGUUAUGAUGAUAUUCCAUACAACGAGUAAGUGCGGCUACUGUCACAGUGGAAGAAAGAGCAAUUAGGACAUUCCCGGCAUCUGGCACUACAGGAAAAAAGACAUGCAGUGGAGUCGGACACUGUAAUUAUAGUGUGCAUGUAAUGCAGACAAGCUGUAAAUUUGACAAGAAUAUUGUCUGACAUAUUUAUCGUUAUAUACCAAAGCCUAGGACUUAUCAAACAGAUCAGGGCCAGACUAACUGUUAUUCUAAGCGGAUAUUACAAGAAGUCAACGUUACGUGUGAAUGGCGCCCAACUGAGAGAAUUAACCAACGCUUGGCAGGCAAAUCGACCAAUAUAACUCACUAAAUGCAGACUAAUAUAUCUAGUAUAUACAUUAUAUUUGCGUUAUUUCAAUAAGUCUAAGUCGUACAUAUUUCAUGGUGGAUUAAUAACACACUAAGGCGGUUGUAAACGGGUGUUAGCACCGAUCUGACAUCGCUGAAUCUAAAGGAAUGUCUUAGGACCUUGCUCUGUCCGCGAGAACGGCCAUUUAGAAUGACACAGAAUGUAAACAGAGCGAUCAAUGAGAACAGUUCACGAAGGUUUCAUCCUAAAGGCACAUAUUUGAAAGUGUGUGGGGACGCAGUGGUCGUUUCGUUUUUAAAAUUCUGUGGUGGAUAUAUAGCAACCACGAAAGCAGGCGUUUGAAUGGAGCUAUCUUUGGCUAUCGGCCUACAACAUUGGUCUCGUCGAUAAUAUAUGGAUUUUUACUCGAUCGGACGGACAUCUUCGAAGGAUUCAUGUAUCUUCAGACUAACUUUAUCAAAAGACACUCACAAAGGUUGUUUCGGGUUCUCUUUGCAACUUUUAGUAUUUCAUUAGCGUGGUUAUACAAUGCUUAUCAUUUACAAUGAAAACACUGGAUAUUCGGCAAUAGGCGAUACCCUCCAUGCGCUGUAGGAAAGAUUAAAGUCUCUUCAAAUUAUCUUUCGGAGUACCAAUCGAGAAAAUGAACGACAACAGACGAACGAACGGGAUAAAGAAGAGCUUCAUCUGGGAUAACUUUCGGGACACGAAAAAACUUCUCAUGCGCCGUCGCUCAAUGCCUUACAUUCAGUUAAUUGAGAAUCAGGAAGCACAGACGCCGAGGAAUGAUCCUACUGGGGGUAACACUAAUAUACGGAUGCUGAGCGGUAUAUAUUCACAGACUGAGCCCCUCACCAGCAGGUCCGGUCUGGCGGAAUCCCUGUCCUUACCAGCUGCCAAUAAGGGACGAACUUACACUUAUGACCAGCCAAAAUCAUCCGGGGCGCUACCUCGAACCGCAGGGACACCUGCCUCAGCGGACAGGCGAAGGAAAAUAUCUCUACCUCAUCCGAACACGAUUUGUUUAACCUGUAGCAAACAGCGUACAAUCAGACGAGCGCGCACCACUGGAUGUUUAAAUUUGGACCGCGCGCAGACGGCCGAUGUCCGGUGGGACGAUGAUGGGUCCGUGAGGUCUUCGGGUAGGCCGCAAACCCGUUCCGAGGUCUUACGGAAUGAGGCCCUAAACCAGGAAAGUGCUGUGAAGCGGACUGAUAGUUCGGGACGUAUCACUACAGCACGGGUGCCAAAGACUCCAAUCACUACGCCUAUUUCUAGUGACGUUGACGCUGGAAAUGAAAAACCUGAUACCGGAACUUCCGGUCCGGAAAUUGAAACCACUGUAAGUGAUAAAUGUCGCAAAGCGGAAUCAAAAUACGCUGGUUCAAGGGAGAAUGAACAGAAAAAUGGAAGAACUGAAACGCGUGAAGCAAACGCGGUUACCGCACUCUCGACAGAAACUAUGAAAAAGCGUGAUAAGCGAUUUGCGGUUGGCUCCGAUGCUGCGAUAGCUGAAAAAGUGUUAGUUUGGAUGGAAACAUUGCCGGAAAAAUUCUCUGGUCUCAAUCCUUUACAAAUAAUUCCAACGUAUGAGCCGCCGCAGCGAGAAAGGAGUAUAAAUGAUGAGGAAUACUAAAUGGCAUUCAAACAAAACGCGUUGGUCGUUCACAGUGACUGCAUAAACGUACAAAGGGGUUACUGUUAACCUCAGAAUUUGCCUAGGUAAUGAGGUGAUAACCUUCACCUUCUGAACAGUUUUAUAUCUUCGUUUUGCCACUCUGAGAAAACACUGGUCAACGAACUGUUUCGAGCCUUUCCAUAAAUCCGCCGUGGACUUGGUUGUAGGUCGAUAGACUUCUCUUUCAUGUGCCAAAUAUUCGUGUUCUGACUAGUCUGGUUAGUGUUGUGAUCGUAUUUUUAUGUCUGCAUCCUGCAAGUUUCAUUUGUCAAUGACCAAGAGCCGGGGCAAUUUACAUUGUAAUGUUCUCCAUAAAAUGUAGCUAUGUUUAUCCAACUUAUUUCAUUCGAUAGUGUGCUGCUCAUUAGAUGUGCUGAAGAAGUAAGUAUAUUUUUCCUAUCAUCAUCAUUCCUGCUCUCCGAACAACAGCGACCAAUCUGUCCAACUUUUAAGACUCCGAUGAUCGACAAUUGGGGUCUUAAAGAGUCGCUAAGCAGUUGAGUUGCCUGCUCCCUGUUCGAACAACAGAGAUGCUAAGAAUCGUAUUAUGAGCUCUCUCGUCAAACUAUGGCUUUGGUGGUCAAGCUACGCUUAACCGUAGUUAAAGUGACAGUGAUAGCCCAUUGCAAUGUGUAAUCGGUGAUAUUAUGUUUAUUCGUUGAUAUUUUAUCCAAGCCUUUGUGUCAUUAAAACUUUAUUUUGAUAUACUUUUCAUUCUUUCAAUCUAGAAAGUAUUUCACGCAAGUCUCAGCUGGGCGGAUUUGGCGCGAGACUUCUAAAGUUUGCAAGAU